Cylindrotheca closterium is the source of this 477-nucleotide messenger RNA. The record is from the annotation of a GenBank genome assembly. Lineage: Eukaryota; Bacillariophyta; Bacillariophyceae; Bacillariales; Bacillariaceae.
AUGACCACUGUUACCGGUAUUCCUCCGCAUAUUGAAGUCGCUUGUCAGCUUAAGGACCUGAGAAAAGAUAUGUUGGACCUCAUCAAAGCAACAGGGAAGAACAAAAAAGAUCGGAAGGCUGCAGAAAAAGAAUUCAGGGAACAGGUUACUAAUGCAGUUCGAGGAUCCAUCGAGCAGGAAAAUGUAAACAAUGGAAACGUUAGUGGAUCUUGCAUGAUCAGCAUCCUUGACAAUCACAAAACGCAAACAAAAAACGAACUAAAAAAGAUGCUUACGGAUUUCAAGACAACAUAUCUUGCAAUGACCCAAGGUCAACCACAAGCCCCUCCUAUUCCUCCAAUCCAAGGAGCAACAACCACCAAUUGUUCAUUGUCAAGUGAUACCAAAAUGUUCCAGUACAUCAAUAAGUGGUGGUUUGUGCCAGAAAUCUUCCAAUUCCAAAAGCCGCCAAACCUCUCGCUCUUGGGCUCUGGCUAA